Molecule: messenger RNA, 635 nt
Organism: Paramisgurnus dabryanus
Lineage: Eukaryota; Metazoa; Chordata; Actinopteri; Cypriniformes; Cobitidae
Source: RefSeq, a predicted model, not a curated record
AAAACAAUGGAUGUUCCAACACCUGCAGACAAGAAGGGACCUCCCAAAUUCAAAGCGAGGAGCAUUCGCACAUUUAAAAGCAAGGCACCCAAGCCGGGUCAGAGGGGUUUUGGUGAUGAUAUUCCCGGGAUGGAGGGUCUUGGCACAGACAUCACAGUGAUCUGCCCCUGGGAAGCGUUUGGUGACAUGGAGCUUAGUGAUCUGGCCAAAUUUGGAAUCUUGUAGUAGUCUUCAUCACCUCCUCCUCUUCCUUCUGUUCAAUCUCUGGGUCUGCUGACUUAUGUCAAUAUCACAAACUUCAUCAUCCACUCACAUGGAUAUGAAACCGGCGACUGAUGACCAGAUGACUUCCAUCUAACGCAGAACCACAAAAUUCCAGAGGAUUUCAUUUAAGCAGGAGAAAGAGAAACGUGACAAUAUCAAUGUGUGGCUAUGCUCUUAAUGUCUUCCACUGCAGCCACCAUUACUUUUUCAAAUGCAUAUAAUAGCUUUUAAUCCCCUUAUGGAAAUUAACCAUUACAUUUAAACCAAAGAACCAUGAUUACUGUGGUAAAAGUAAUUAAUACACCCCAAAACUUACAAACAUGGUUAUUACAAUUUUUUUUCCGUAAGGGUCACACUCCUAUCUACAUAUA